AUGGCAGUGGGCACGCCGAGUUUUUGUGCUCAAAGCUCACAGGUCCAAGGUUCGUGCCGAGCAGGCGCCCAAUCCAGAUCCACGGACACUAGCAGCAUCAUGGCCUGGGAACUGCUGCAAAUGUCUUUCUACGACGGCACAGCAGAGCUGGCUACUCGGAAUGGCUUUCUGGAUGUGCGUGUCCACGCCGUCGACACGGAACCGGCCCACCGGCGGGCGCAGAGCGCUCCACCUCGUUCGACUGGACUGCCCCCAGGCGGUGAAGACUGUGAAGACGUAGAAGAAGCAGGAAAGCCAAUCUCCCGCGAGAUCAGCAACAGCACUGCGAGCACAGACUGCCAGUGGCUCGAUGCGCCGGAUGCGGAAUUCGACAGGCAGAUCACCCAACAGAGCACAGUGGGCAUGAUGAGCACAUGCAGUCAAGAGAGCGGCAUGACAGACUCACCAACAGUGGCAUCCCGGAACGAGAAGAGAGGAGAUUUGGCAUCGGUCCACACCGUCAUGAUCAAGAACAUCCCGUGCCGCUGCGACGAAAAUGAGGUGCUCCGUGCCGUCGAUUCCUUGGGCUUCAAGGGCAUGUACAACUUUUUCUACCUCCCCAUGAAUCGGCGCCAUCGGCAGGGAAUCGGCUACGCUUUUAUCAAUUUCCGGGUGCUGGGAACUGCCGAGCACUUCAAAGAGGCCAUAUGCGGUUACCGUUUCCCCGGCCGCAGGAGCACUAAGCAAGUAGAAGUCGCUCCUGCAAAGCUGCAAGGCCUGGAGGCGAUGGACGAAUACUUCCGCCGCACGCCAGUGAGAGACAUGCCUGUCCGCCCGUUGAUGUGA
This is a messenger RNA of Symbiodinium necroappetens, 825 nucleotides long. Lineage: Eukaryota; Dinophyceae; Suessiales; Symbiodiniaceae. The record is from the annotation of a GenBank genome assembly.